AUGAGCACGACGAGCAAGCGCGAGCGGGAGUGCACAGUGUCGACUUUGGGCUCUGACAGCGAGGCCGCUACGGCCGAUGCAGAGUGCAAACGUCCACGCAUCUCUCAUCGGUCGUCUGGUCUUCCGCCCGAUGUGUUUUCCACCGUUCAGCGCCCUGUCUUCAUUUCAGGAGAACAAGGACUUCAGACGUUCCCAAUGGCGGCGUUGGAUGCCAUCCGCACAAAGCUGCAGAUCACGUCCGAUCCUCAUUUACAAGCCCGUUUACUGCUACAAUACAGCUCCACGGCGUCCUCUCCAGGCUGCAAAACCGCAGCUGCCAUCGACUUUCUCUUUUCGUUUUUACAGCAGCAUCAGACGCAAUCAGAGGCACCGAACGAGCGAAAGCAGACGAGCAAGAGCGGGGCAAUUGUUGUGGGAGCCACCGUUCGUGGACUGCGACAGCUACUGGCGGUAAAAGAUGCUGUGGUGGAACCUAUGAUCCAGGUGGACGCGAUGGCCGAGCAGCUCAUGCAGUGCAUGAGUGUGGGCGAAGACUUUAAACUCCGUCGAGACAUGAUGUGCAUUGUCGUGGACUGCCUCCUGCUUACAAAGAAAUACAUGCAGGUGGAGGCACUGCUGCACGCGUGCGUGCAAGACCACGACAGUGGCCUGCAGGUCAUCUGCUUACGUGGAUAUCUGAGAUUACUUGACGCUGGUCAAGACUUCUUUACUGCUGAGAAGAAUUUGACUACGGAGAUGCCGGAUGUUAUUGUGGGACAUUUUGACCGAUUGGCGGGGGUUGUGCAAUUUGCAGAGAGUGACGAAGUGAAAGUGCUGGCUGCCCAAGUGCUGGUUGCGCUGGCAGAUCUGCACCCGCAACAUGACGUUGCCCGCAGCAAGACGUUUCCGUCGUUGUCGGCAAUGAAAAAACUAAAGACGCCGUUGCUGUUGCCAGAAAAAGUGUUUUUUGUGCUUUGUAUGGCUGGAAAUGAUACGUCAGAUAUGGUGCGGGCUGAGGUUGCAAGGUGUUUGCGACGUUUUAUGCGGGUGCUUGCAAGCGAGGUUGUGGAACACGCCGUGACCAAGUCGCAGAUAAAUGAAGUAGUGGAGGACUCCGCGCCUGAGGACGGGGAGAUGGACACGCGCUAUAUGAUGUCUAGCGGCGUGCUGCUGUCCCUUUUGGAGGACGUCGACGCAAACGUGGCUGCAGAAGCCUCGCGUACUAUUGCUACAUUGGGUGAACUGGCGAUCGCUCCCGAUGCUGGUGCUGGGCAGUGGAGCGUACGAGCGCUAGAGCGAGCAAUCACGGCUCAUUUCGACGUUCUACCUCGUGUGAAGGUGUCGAGCACUGUGCAGCUCCGCCAAGUGGCGGUGAACUCUCUGAGCCGCCUGCUGCUGUGUCGGCAGAGACUCGACACAGCGACAGAUUACCCUAUUUCCAGCGCAGACAUGAGCUGUUUGGUUCGCAGUGCUAUGUCAUGUGCAGACGGUGGUAAUGCCGUGGUGGUGGAAGCCUUGCUUGUGUUUCAAGGUUGUGAUCUGUCAAGUGUCUGGGCAGUCCAGUGCCUCAUCGAUUUCGUUAUCGAGAUUGGAACUUCGCCCUUGAUCGGCCACUCUCUUCGCAACGGAGACGACAACGUUAGUGCGGGGAGCCGCUCAGACGAGCUGCUUCUUAACGCAGUACAAGCGCUCGGCAAAAAGUGUGCAAAAGUGCUGCAAACGGACGUUAGCUUGUCAGAUCGCGUUCGACAGGAGGCAUGUAUCCAGCGCAAUGGUAAGCACCGUCUUUUGGGACGCAUGUGCCGAGCUUUGCUCGGUCAUGCAGAACUUACAAAUGGCGUAGCUGCAGGAUGUGUAGACAAACCAAAGACCACGUUCGUCGGUCCUGGCUUGCUUUUUCGACAACAUUGGCCUUCGGAGACAUCCCACGUUAUCUCGCAGAGUUCGCCGAGCAUGUGUACGGGAGCAGUUAGUGCAAUGAAGAACUUGCAAGUACCUCCAGCAGAUGAGAACGUUGCUGCCUUUUUGAAAGAGACCCAGCGGCUUCUUUCAUCUUCUUCUGCAGAUGAACUUGAUGUUACCGUAAGAAUAGUGGACAUCCUCGUACGCCUGCGCCAAGACGUGCUUUCGUUUCCUGAUCCGUUAGCCGCCCCAGCGCUGACAACAAGCAAAUACGUAUCGAUGGAAGCGAUGCUGAGCACUAGUCCAUGCGUGAGCUCUGGUCGCACCGUUGGAAGUAACGAAGGAAUGCAAGAUCAGAAGGAAGGGCAAGCCUUUGCCCAUCUCCACUUUUCAAUCGAAAUGCAGAGAGGAUGUCAAGAGAUUAUCGACGUCGCCUCGGAGGUUUACAUCAAAUCUUUUGCUUUGUGUUUGUUGCUCCGCACAGAGCUGCUGCAGCUGAUCAUGCUUGGUCGCAUAGGUCUCGUGCUCGCCUUACUGCAAAACGCCUCCGACAGUAUUUCUGUCUCUGACAAGCUGCGGUGGCUAGCCAAAGAGACAGCCCGGCUGCGAUUCUUGGCUCACGACGAACAGGUUCAAGACGAUCUUUGGUUACCGAUCCAGUCGUUGUCGGGAGUUGGUUCGGUAAACGAUUUAAAGCGUACCUUCGUCGCUAUCGUUCGAAAAGCUUGGCCUGUAUCGCUUAUCAAUGCUACGGCCUUCCGCUGCGCGCUUCCUACCAAUGGUUCCAGUGGCCGAUUCCAGCAUUUGUCUACUGCGCAUGCCUCGAUUUUGGAACCGACUACGAAUGCAAGUGGAAAGUCUGAGCCGCGCGAAAUUACGGCAAACUGGCCGUUCCAACAGCGCGUGCGGUUCUUGUUGGCGAAUGUCCGGGAUGUCACGCGAGUGUUCGUAAAAAGCGUGCUACCCAAUGGCGAUGUGGUGCAUCAUCAUGUGCCAGCAAAUUGCAUUCGCAACCGAGGCCUGCGGAAAUACUCGGUCGAACACACGAUUCGGCUUACAGUGGCGCCUUUUUCGGACCCAACUUCAUUUGUUGUGGCAGUGUGCAUUAGCCAUCCAGCCUUGCCUGGCAGUGUCAAGCAAAACGCUGCUCAUGAAUGUAGCGCGGCGGGUCACGAGGUGUUUACAGAGAUAUCGGCCCCGGUUCAAGUCUCCAUCUUUCAUCGCACGAGUCUCUUGUCAAGGCCUGCAGCCGCAAAAUCGUCGACAGGGGCAUGA
This is a messenger RNA of Hyaloperonospora brassicae, 3156 nucleotides long. The record is from the annotation of a GenBank genome assembly. Lineage: Eukaryota; Oomycota; Peronosporomycetes; Peronosporales; Peronosporaceae.